Molecule: messenger RNA, 1590 nt
Organism: Phanerochaete carnosa HHB-10118-sp
Lineage: Eukaryota; Fungi; Basidiomycota; Agaricomycetes; Polyporales; Phanerochaetaceae
Exons: 2
Coding region: 71-976 (301 amino acids)
Biological process (GO): protein methylation
Cellular component (GO): mitochondrion
Molecular function (GO): protein methyltransferase activity
Source: RefSeq, a predicted model, not a curated record
CUCGCUCGGAGGUGGCAUAAAGCAGGAGGCGGUCAUUUUUGAGUUUGCUGAAAGAAGCCUGUGCAACCCCAUGCGCAGUCACUAUGCGCACCUAGGCCUUUUGUCUCAACUAUCGUCUGCCCUUGGCCAUGAGUCUGCGCGGCUAGAAUUACGCUGGAUGAUGCAGGCGCUGCGAGAGGCCUCCAACCGGCAACGCGGCAGUAGCCUGGCUGAAAUGGUCGCCCGCAGAAUGUCAGGCGAACCCCUGCAGUACAUCCUCGGUAGUCAGCCAUUCGGCCCUCUCAACCUCUUGGCCCGCUCGCCAGUUCUCAUUCCCCGCCCAGAAACCGAGCACUGGACUAUGCGCCUCUCCGAAUACGUCACGCCGUCCGCCUCCAGACCUAUCAGUCUCCUCGAUCUAUGCACGGGGUCCGGGUGCAUCCCGUUACUCCUCUGUCAUCUCUGGCCGUCUGGGAGCGUCCGAGCCUUCGGUGUAGACAUAGCUUCGGAAGCUAUUCAACUGGCCUCCGAAAACACAGCGAUUUGCGGCUUCCAUACACCUUCGGACAAUCCUCCGUCCCAGUCUCCAUCUUUCCGGAACACCUUCCGUCCCAUCCUCUCAGACAUUCGAGACCCCACCUUCCUGCGGAAGUCCGGACUAUAUCCGCCAUUCCACGUUGUCACCUCCAACCCGCCCUACAUUCCUAGGCGCGAAUAUGACUCUUUGCCGCCCUCGGUGAGAGACUUUGAGGACAGACGCGCGCUUCUCGGAGAUCCGGACUCUGAGCAGGGGGACGGGCUCACCUUCUAUCGCGACAUCGCACGACUCGUCGCAAACGAGAAACUCCUCGCUGACGAUGGCGUGCUUGCUGUUGAAGUAGGCAAGGGUCAGGCAAAAGACGUCGAACGCAUCCUGCAAGACCAAGCCAAGCUCCCGAAAACAACCAUAUGGCGGGAUCCUUGGUUGAUCGAACGUGUGGUUGUAGCAACGCGCUAGUCUCCAUCCAGUUUAGCUGGACUCUUUCGGUUCCACGUUUUGCCAUACUGUAAGCAGCCUGACCGGGACGUCGAUCGGCCUGCGUUCUUUUAUGCGACUUUCUCCUCACCCAGCGGAUUCUGCAGCACUCCAAGACCAGCGAUAUCAUACCUUGUAAUGAGAGAAGGACGACCGUCGUCUUCCAGAGUUUUACUUCUCACCUUUGCGUUGCUAUAGGGUGCUCAGAUCCGACCGCUUCUCUAGUGACGCCUCAUCUUCUCCUGUCGGAUGGUCCAAGUACGCAGGCCGGCCGAUCAGACUUUCCCUACCGCCUUUCGUGACGUAGUCUCAUACCCCUCCCUCUCUGUUCUGAUGGUGUGACGCAUCAGGUCUCGCUGUUCGUUCCGUAUGUAUCGGCCUGUGGGUCCACAUGUGUCCCUCGUACGCCGGUAUCCUGUGCAAACAAUGACGCAGUGCGCGCCGGCAGAGCAUCUGUUGCUUUGUCUAUCAGGGGGCGGUGAUCUGGUCACAGGCAAUGCAACGCGCAGAGUCUGUCGAUAAGCUUCGUGAAAUGAGCGUGAGUGGCCCCCUCUUCAGCCCUUUGUUACUGUACCUUGGGUGACGAGCGGCCUGGU